Pristis pectinata (smalltooth sawfish) is the source of this 2269-nucleotide messenger RNA. RefSeq names its product renin (gene ren). Lineage: Eukaryota; Metazoa; Chordata; Chondrichthyes; Rhinopristiformes; Pristidae. The transcript is spliced from 8 exons. The coding region runs from base 1 to 1032 and encodes 343 amino acids. Gene Ontology annotation, molecular function: aspartic-type endopeptidase activity. The record is from RefSeq and is a predicted model, not a curated record. Gene Ontology annotation, biological process: angiotensin maturation.
AUGGGGAAGAGGACCAUUUAUGCACAGCGGAAGUUUUUGGGCUUUGCACCUGAGGAUAUUGAGACCCAAUACUUCGGGGAGAUCAGCAUCGGGACCCCUCCACAGAGUUUCAAAGUCAUCUUCGACACAGGAUCAGCCAACCUCUGGAUACCUUCAUCAAACUGCUCACCCAUCUUUGCUGCCUGUUUUUCCCAUAACAGAUAUAACUCUUCCAGAUCGACAACAUAUGAAGCCAAUGGAAAGAGAUUUGCUAUUCAUUAUGGAUCUGGUAAUGUCAAGGGAGUCCUCAGUCAAGAUAUUGUAAUGAUGGCCAAUAUCCCGGUAAUCCAGCUUUUUGCUGAGGCCACCUCAUUGCCUGCGUUCCCUUUCAUCUAUGCCAAGUUUGAUGGUGUCCUGGGGUUGGGAUUCCGGACCAUCGCUAUCGAUGACAUCAAACCGGUGUUUGAACGGAUCCUGGACCAACACAUCCUCUCCGAAGACGUCUUCUCUGUUUAUUACAACAGAGAUUACCGUGAGACUCCAGGCGGUGAGGUUAUGCUGGGGGGCACCGACCCUUCUUAUUACACUGGAGAGUUCCACUAUCAGGAGCUGAUCAAGGAAGGCCACUGGCAGAUUGGGAUUCGAGGAAUUUCCAUUGAUGGGGAAUUAAUGCUGUGCAGUGCAGGAUGUGCGGCUGUUGUCGACACUGGUUCCUCCUACAUCACUGGACCAGCUGCUUCUAUCUCCACCAUAAUCAGUGCUAUGGGGGCCACAUCAUUGGCAGAGGGAGAGUAUAUCGUGAACUGUGACGAAGUCCAAAUCUUGCCUCACAUUUCUUUUAACCUGGGAGGAAAGAAUUAUGUGAUGAAGGGUGAAGACUACGUUGUGAAGGAAUCAGAGUCCGGAGAGGAAGUCUGCAUAGUUACCUUCAAUGGUCUUGACAUCCCCCCACCCAGGGGCCCGCUGUGGAUCCUGGGUGCCAGUUUUAUCGGUCGAUAUUACACUGAAUUUGAUUACAAGAACAACAGAAUAGGCUUCGCCAAAGCAAUUUAAACCAGACAAGUAUGGGAUUGCUUGGGCUAGGCUUCAUUUGAAAAAAAAGUGGCACAUACUCCAGUGAUAGUGGGAAAUAUAUUCCUUUUUUUUCCAAUUUGGGCUGCAUGGGGCCAACUUUCACAUCCAGUGCUAUCAACAUUUAGAAUUGAUAUGAUAGAGCGGAGGAAGUAGGCAUGGGGCAAAGCUGCUCAGUUCCUUCCACUGACCAUGCACAGUCUUCAUUCCCAACCUUCCCCAUUCACUUAGGCUCUGUAGGAAUAGGCAGUGCGUGCUCCCAUAUACAAUGAGGUGAUGGAUGACCACUAACCCAACUCCAUGUAUCUGUCUAUUGCUCCCGAUGUGGCCUCCUCUACAUUGGUGAGACCAGGCACAAACUAGGCGACUGCUUUGCUGAGCACCUGUGCUCCAUCCAUCAUGCCCUUCUGGAUCUCCUGGUUUCUAGCCAUUUUAAUUCUCCUUCCCAUUCCCACACCGACAUGUCUGUCCUCGGCCUCCUCUACUGCCAGGGUGAGGCUAAACGCAAACUAGAGGAACACUACCUCACACCCAAUCAGUCUACAACCUAACGGCAUGAGCAUUGAAUUUUCCAAUUUCAGGUAACCUGCUCCCCCUCUGUCCCUUUUCUCUCUCCUCCUGAUCUACCCAGUUCUUACUACCUUUGCCCCAGUCCCUAUCACCCUGUUUCUUCCCCCUCCUCCACCCCACUCCAUCUGCCCAUCACCCACACACUCCUCCCACUGGCUUCCCUCCCAAGCUGUUCCCAUCCGCCCUCCCCACCUCCCUUACUUGAUUCCAUGCUCCGCCGUCCUCUCCUAUCAGAUUCCACCAUCUGCAAAGUGGGAGAAUUCAAUGUUCAUGCUGUCAGUCUGCAAGGUUCCAAGAUGGAAAAUGUGCUGUUCCUCCAGUUUGCACUUGGAAUUCUCCUGGCAGUGGAGGAGGACGAGGACUGACAUAUCAGUGAUAGUGUGGGAGGGGGAGUUGAAGUGACUGGCAACGGGGAGAUGCAGAUUCUGGUUGCGGACAGAGUGCAGGUGUUCUGCGAAACGGUCAGCUGGUCUGCGUUUGGUCUCACCAAUGUAGAGGAGGCCACACUUGGAGCACCGAAUGCAGUAGAUGGUAUUAAGGGAGGUGCAGGUGAACCUCUGUCUCACCUGAAAGGACAGUUUGGGUCCCUGGAUGGAGGUGAUGGAGGUGGUGUAGGGGCAGGUGUUGCACCUAUGGUGGCGGCAGUGGA